AUGGACGCCGGGGCGCCCGCCGCCCGCCGGGCCUGGCGGCUCUCCGAGGAGGAACUCGCGGCGCUGCUCGCCGUGGGCCGCGUCGAGGACGCGCGCCGCGCGACGGACGCGGAGCUGCGCGCGUCGGGCCUCGACGCGUCGCUCCUCCGCAAAGUCUUCGCGGGGCGCCGGCGGGAGGCGCUCGCGACGUGGCUGCGCGAGGCCCGCGGCGUCGAGGGCGCCGACGCCGCCAGGGUCCUGGAGGUCGCGGGCCGCGUCGAGGACGUGGUCCGCGCGACGCCGGCGGAGCUCGCGCGCGCGGUCGGCGCGGACCUCGCGGCGCGGCUCGCCGGCCGCGCGCGCGCCCCGCCGCCGGCGUCGGCGUCGCCGCGGGGCGUCGAGGAGGAGCGCCCGGCGAAGCGGCGGAAAAUAACGCUCGCGACGUGCGCGGACGUGCUCGGCGCCGCCGGGUCGACGCAGCGGCCGACGGACGACUCCGGCUUCCGCCGCGGCUUCGAGUCCCUGGAGCGGAAGCUGACGGAGAAGGUGCGGGUCGACGGCGACGCCGUCGUCGCGGCCGUCGCGCUGAAAUCGGGCCUCGUCCCGGACCCCGGCGCGGCCCGCGUCGAGUCGGACGCGGGCGUCGCCGAUUCCGAUUUGGUGUCAGUGAGCGGCGCGCUCUUCCGCGUGGCCUUCGACGACGCCGUGUCGCGGAGCGCGCUGCUCCGCCGCUGCGACCCGGCCGAGGCCACCGUGGAAUUCGCCGUGGAGCACCGCGGGCGGCCCGUGCUCGCGUGGCGGGUGCUGCGCGACCUCCGGCCGGGCGACGAAUUGCUCGUCGGCGACGACGACGGCGACGUCGGGUUCUGCGCGGCGUGCAGCCGGGGCGCCCACUCGGCGCACACCUGCGGCCGCGGCGCCGCGCGCGCCGCGCCGCCCCCGGCGCCGCGGCCCGUUUCAUCGCCCGCGCGGCGCUUUUCGCCCGCGGACCGCGUCACGUGGCUCUGCGCGCUCUUCCCCGGGCGGCGGGCCCCGGCGCGCGGCGCCGCCGUCAGGGUGCCGCUCUGCAUGCUGCCCGCGGGCGGCCUCGACGAGGACGGGGAGCAGGAACCCUUCCGCGCGCACGCGUGGUUGGCGCGCGCGCUCGGCGCCGGCGACGUCGCCGGCCCGCUCCUCGCGCGGCUCGAGGCGCUGCCGUGGUUCGCGGCCUGGGCGGCGCGCGCCGCGCCGGACAUCGCCCACGCGCGCGACGUCGGCGACGCGGCGCGCUACCUGCGCGACGCGCAGCGCGCGCUCGCGCGCGGCGACCGCGGCGGUGGUGCGGCGGACGUCGACAACAUCGACGGCCGCGUCCCGCCGGCCCUGCGGCGCCGCGUCGUCGCGCACUACCGCGCCAACGGCUGCGGCCUCGCGUGCGCGCUGUGCGCGCCCGCGCGCCUCGAGCGCCUGGGGCAGGUCUACGCGGCGCGCCUCGACGCGCUCGCGGCGGGCGGGGGCGGCGCGCUCGCGGACCACGCGGGCCGCUGCCCGCGCCGCGCCGCGGCCGCGCCGCCGGACCCGCGCACGCGCCUCGGCGCGCUGCUGGGCGUCGACGCGUCCGGCGACGGCGGCGCGGGGGACCUCGAGGCGCUCGCGCGGCUGCCGCAGGUCCGCGCCGCGCCGCGCUGCGCCUUCCCGGGCUGCGACGAGGCCUGCGACCUGCUCCGCCACUUCGACGCGUGCCGCGCGGAGACGUGCCGCGUCUGCGCGCCCGCGCGGCGCCGCCGCGACGAGGCGAACGACGGCGCGCGCGCGGCCGCCGCGGCCGCGGCGGCCGCGGCCGCGGCGCCGCCGCCGGCCCGCGAGCUCCGCGUCGUCGAUGGCGCGCUCCGCUGCGUCGCCGCCGCCGAGGGCCGCGCCGCCGGCCACGACGCUGCAGUCGGCCGCGGCCGCGACGCCGCCGCGCGCGGCGGCUCCGGCUCCGGCGGCCGCGGCUCCGGCGGCCGCGGCGGCUCCGGCUCCGGCGGCUCCGGCGGCUCCGGCUCCGGCUCCGGCGGCCGCGGCUCCGGCUCCGUGAAGGGGUUCGCCGGGGUCUCGCGCGUCGGACUCUCGCCCGCGACGAUGCGGGGUCUGCUGCGCCGCCGCGACGGCGAGGGCGCGCCCGCGGCGCCGCGCGACGACGGCGUCUGCGCGGACUGCGGCCGGAGCCCGGGCCGCUGCGCCUGCGACCUGCGCUUCGGCGCGAGCGCGUGCCGCGCGGCGCCCGCCGGGCCGCCCGCGGCGCCGCGGCGCGCCGCGUCGAUCCAGCGCGGCGACUCGAAGCUCCGGGCGAUGGAGGCGCGGCGCCACGAGUACGAGGAGCGCGCGCGCGCGGCGAUCUCGCCGGCGCCGCGGCCGUCGUCGCCGGAGCCGCCCGGCGCGGCGGAGCCCGCCGCCCUCGACUGCACGCCGGCCAGCGCGCGGUGGGCGUCGGAGCUCGUGUCGUCCUUCGCCGCCGGAAAGAGGGACGCGCCGCCCUACUUCCGCAACCUGCUCGCGGAGGUCUGCAGCCCGACGAACCAGGCCCAGGCGGACGAGGUUGCAUUGCCCGCGGCGCGCGGCGUCGCCGACACGCUGUUCUCGGUGCUGCCGCGCGCGGCGGAGCUCGUCGUCUGGGACCUGCUGCGCGUGGCGCUCAGCCCGAUCCUGGGCUUCGGCGGGAGCAAGGCCGAGCCCGGUCCCGACGUCCCCGUCAUGCGAUGGUACCAGGAGGCGGUCCUCGACCCGGACAGCCUCCAGGCGCGCGCCGGCCGGCCCGUGGGCUUCAAGGGCGUCGGCCGGAACCAGCACCUCAACCGCCGGCUCUACGUCGCCGCGGGCCGCGGCGACGCCGGGGCCGUCCGAAAACUCGCGAAAAGCGGCGCGGACGUCAACGCGCGGCUCUUCCAGCUCAUCAACUACCUCGACGGCUCGAACGGCCAGCCGAGCGGCCACGGCGUGCGCCUCUCGGAGUUCCGCGGGCGGUGGAUCGACCAGCGGCCCGACUGGAACGUCGCGCGGUGGGGGCGCGCGGGCGACCCGGCGGCCAUGACCUACGCGUCGCGCACGGCCCUGCACGAGGCCGCGAAGCGCGGCUGCGCGGCGACGGUCGCGGCGCUCCUCGAGCUCGGCGCGAGCCCCUACUCGCGGGGCGAGGGCCUGCGGACGCCCGCGCAGGAGGCGCUCGAGUCGCGCGCGGGCGACUUCGCCGCGUGCGCGGCCAUGCUCGCCGCGGCGGCGGGCGGGGCGGCGUGCGAAGCCGGCGAGGCCGGCGCCGCCGACGCGGCCGCCGAGGACGUCGACGCGCUCCGCGCGGAGAACGCGCGGCUCCGCGUGGAAGCCGCGGCGAGGCAGGGCGCGACGAGCGCCGCGAUGGUCGUCGGGAUCUCGCCCGUGAGCGCGAUGCAGAGCUCGAAGACGCCGUUGACCAUGUCGCGCGGGAUCGACGCCAUGAGCGCCAAGGGCCCGAAGACGAAGCAGAACGUCGUGAAGACGUGGCGCUGCUCGGGCAUCUGGAGGAGCGUGACGGGGGCGUACCAGGAGUCGGGCCCCGCGGGGAUGGCGUGGCCCUUGUCGAUGCCCUUGCCCAUGACCACGAGCGUCGUGAAGACGAUGAACGAGAGCGACAGGAGGCUGAUGGGCGUGAGCUCGCCGUAUUCCCGGAAGAAGCAGGGCGGCGCGGCGACGAGGCCGACGACGACGAACAUGAAGCCCGCGUAG
Aureococcus anophagefferens is the source of this 3696-nucleotide messenger RNA. RefSeq lists its product as hypothetical. The transcript is spliced from 7 exons. NCBI's taxonomy places the organism in Eukaryota, Pelagophyceae, Pelagomonadales, Pelagomonadaceae. Gene Ontology annotation, molecular function: protein binding. The record is from RefSeq and is a predicted model, not a curated record. Bases 1 to 3696 code for a protein of 1231 amino acids.